AUGGUACUUGAUGAGGCGAGGAAAGCUUGGAAGUUUGAGAAGGGUCUAAAGAAGAAGAUCCAGAAGCAGACGGAGAUCCUUCAGAUUCAGGACUUUGCUACUCUAGUGGAUAAAGCCACUAUGGUAGAGGAGAGCCUUCAAGAGGACACAGAGGUUCAGAUCCUGAGGAAGAGGCCAGUGCCUCCCAGUUAUUAUUCAGUUGAGAGAAUCAAAGCUGCUCAAAAGGAAGAGGCAGAACUGGUAAAGGUUAUGGAAGGGGUUCAGGAUGGCUUAAAGCCGGAUUUCAAUAUCUCAAACGAUGGGAUAUUGAGAUUCCAUACCAAGAUUUGCGUACCAAAUGAUGCUGAGAUUAAAAGGGUCAUUCUAAAGAAGGCACAUCGUUUGCUCUACACGGUACAUCCAGGGAGUACAAAGAUGUACAUGGAUUUGCGGGAAUCUUUUUUGUGA
Malania oleifera is the source of this 447-nucleotide messenger RNA. RefSeq lists its product as uncharacterized. Bases 1 to 447 code for a protein of 148 amino acids. Lineage: Eukaryota; Viridiplantae; Streptophyta; Magnoliopsida; Santalales; Ximeniaceae. The transcript has 2 exons. The record is from RefSeq and is a predicted model, not a curated record.